Molecule: messenger RNA, 450 nt
Organism: Cylicocyclus nassatus
Lineage: Eukaryota; Metazoa; Nematoda; Chromadorea; Rhabditida; Strongylidae
Source: the annotation of a GenBank genome assembly
AUGGACUUUGGCGAUUAUUUUGUGAGAGUUGAUAGCAGAAGGCUACUUGCCUGUAUAGUGGAGUACAGAGAUGACAUAUUUGUCAUCAACAAGAAAGCCAUGAUGGAGCUCCUCGGACUUGGCACCCGAGGAGCUGAGGCGUCACCGCCUCAAGAGGCGGUGAUGCCUCGAGAGGCGGCGACGCCAGAGGCGUCGAAGACGUUGCUGAAGGAAAUUCCCACGAACACCGUCCGACUGAGGAGGAGGUGGUGGCGUGAGCGGGCGCCGGCGGCGAUCCCCCUUGCCAAGGGGGAUCAGGCGCCAACGCGCAAGCGCACUGCCCCGCUUGCGCUGCCGGCGCCCAAACGCCCCCUCCAAAGAACGGGCCGAAGGAAGGACUCGCAAUGGUGCCAGAAGAAGAAGAUCAGUGCAGCAUCGCGUAGAUAUUCCGAGUAUUUUGUGCUGUAUUAA